Messenger RNA from Penicillium cinerascens, 432 nucleotides. Its product is annotated as YjgH family protein. Bases 1 to 432 code for a protein of 143 amino acids. The record is from RefSeq and is a predicted model, not a curated record. The transcript has a single exon. Lineage: Eukaryota; Fungi; Ascomycota; Eurotiomycetes; Eurotiales; Aspergillaceae.
AUGACGACCAAAAAGCAAUUCUUCAGCACUUCCUCUCCUUGGGAGGCCCGGGUCGGAUACUAUCGAGCAGUGCGCCAUGGCGGCCAGAUCUACGUGGCCGGGUCGACUGCAGCAGAUCCGGAUUCUUCCCCGGAAGCCCCCCGAGUUCGGUUCCCCGGUGAUGCUCUACAACAGACGCGUGUGAUUCUGCAGGAAAUCAUCCAAGCUAUCCAAGCUGUUGGCGGCCGGGGCGCUGAGAGCAUAGUGCGAUGCAAGUUGUAUGUGAGCAGGAAAGAAGACUGUGCUGCCGUUGGCCAAGGGUUCAAGGACGUCCUGGGUAAAGAUAAUGGAGAGCAAAUCGGCGCAGCUGCGACGAUGAUUGUGGUCGCCAAUGGCUUUGUCGAUGAUGAUAUGCUUGUUGAGAUUGAGGUGGAUGCAAUUGCUGAAAGCUGA